GCUUGCCCCGAAUCUGGUUUACUGGAGACGGCGUUUGCAUUCCUCUCCAAGCGUUAACAGCUGCUUUGCAGAGAAGCCUCCCUUACCCAAGAACCCCCGGGGGGCUUGGGCGAGCGGAUUUCCGCCCUAACCCCCGCAGGCCGGUGAACCGCGGGGGCACGGGCCGCGCACACCGCAUACGCCCCCGGCCCCGCGGCGCCGCCCCAAUGCGGCAGUCCGAGGACGGGUAGAGGAGGGGUGCGUCCAAGAUCCCCUAGCCCCGCCCCACUCUACGCCCCGCAGCGCCACGCCCCCGUGAGCCACGUCCAUCGUCCCCUCCCCACUGAAGCCCCGCCCCGGGCCGCCCGCCGCACCUCCGCCGGGGCCCCAGCGCCCAGUGCCGGCGCCGCAGACCCCCGCGAGCACAGCCAGCUGACUGAACCAUGGCGACAACUCCUGCUGCUGCUUUUGAGGCCCUCAUGGAUGGGGUGACAAGCUGGAAUGUCCCCAGAGGCCCCAUCCCCAGUGAACUCCUUCUUACUGGAGAGGCUUCCUUCCCGGUGAUGGUGAAUGACAAGGACCAGGUCCUCAUUGCUGCCUCCUCCUACGGCCGAGGCCGCCUGGUGGUGGCAUCCCACGAGGGCUAUCUGCUGGAUGCCAACUUGGCCCCGUUUCUUCUCAAUGCAGUGCACUGGCUCUGUCCCUCGCCUGGGGCUCCUGUGGGAGUGCACCCAUCCCUGGCACCACUUGUGAACAUCCUGCAGGGCUCUGGGGUUGAGGCUCAAACUCAGCCAGAACCCGGAGAUUCCCUGGGGGUUUACUGUAUCAAUGCCUACAAUGACACCCUGACUGCAGAGCUGAUCCAGUUUGUGAAACGGGGAGGGGGCUUGCUCAUUGGGGGCCAGGCCUGGUAUUGGGCCAGUCAGCAUGGUUGUGACAACGUGCUGUCCAACUUCCCCGGGAACCAGGUGACCAGUGUGGCUGGAGUGCACUUCACCGACACCUAUGGGGACAGAGGCCAGUUCAAGGUCUCCAAGAAGGUCCCCAUGAUCCCUCUCCUUGUCAGGUGUGGACAGGAUCUCGGGCAGGAUCAGCAGCAGCUCCUGGAAGGGAUCUCUGAGCUGGACGUCAAGACGGGGGGAAUCCCCUCGCAGCUGCUGGUGCACGGGGCCCUGGCCUUCCCGCUGGGGUUCGAUGCCUCGCUUGGCUGCUUCCUGGCAGCUGCCCGCUAUGGCCGGGGCCGGGUCGUCUUGGCUGCCCAUGAGGGCAUGCUCUGUGCUCCCAAGAUGGGGCCCUUUUUGCUCAACGCUGUGCACUGGCUGGCCAGAGGCCAGACAGGCAAAGUCGGGGUAAACACAAGUCUAAAAAACCUGUGUGGCCUGCUGUCAGAGUGCGGCCUGGAGUGCAGCCUGGAGCCUCGUCUGACAGGUGACUUGCGUGUCUACUGCUGUGUGGCUUACAGUGACAAGGAGGCUAAGCAGCUGCAGGAGUUUGUGGCUGAGGGUGGGGGCUUGCUGAUCGGGGGCCAGGCCUGGUGGUGGGCCUCCCAGAACCCAGGCCGCUCCACCUUGUCUGGUUUCCCUGGCAAUGUCAUCCUCAACUGCUUCGGCCUCAGCAUCCUAGCUUCAACUCUUGACCCAGGCUGUUUCCCGGUCCCUACCCCCAAGAUGCGGAGCUACCACUUCCGCAAGGCGCUGUCUGAAUUCCAAGCUGUCCUGAGCCACAGGGAUAGGAACUUGGAAAAGAGCUGGCUGGCAAAGCUGGGUGUAGAUGGCGCAGCCUUCCUACAGAUUCCUGCAGAGGGGCUCCCUGCCUACCUAUCCUUGCACCAACUCCUGAGAAAGAUGCUGCGUCGGUCGGGCGUCCCAACCGUGAGCUGGGAAAAGCCAGUGGCCAGGGAUUCCUGCGAGGCUGCCGUGCUCUGCCUGGCCACAGAGCUGGCACGCUCUGGGACUGACUGCUCCCAGCUGGCUCAGGGGCUGGUGACUGGGACCUGCCGCUCCAGCCUGAACCCCUCGGAACAGCCCGUCACUGUGGAGAUCAGUGCAAGCAGUGCAGGCCAUGGCGAUUCCUGGGUGAGUACUGGACUCUACCUCCUAAACGGACGAAAUGCCGAAGUCUCACUGUCUGAAGCUGCGGUGUCUGCCGGCCUGAAGGUACAGAUUGGCUGCCACACCGAUGACUUAACCAAGGCCAGCAAGCUGUCUCGAGCUCCGGUGGUGACUCACCAGUGCUUAAUGGACAGGACCAAAAGGUCGGUCUCCUGCCUCUGGGGUGGCCUUCUCUAUGUCAUUGUGCCCAAUGGCAGUAAGCUGGGCCCUGUGUCUGUCACCGUCAAAAGGGCCGUGCCUGCCCCGUACUACAAGCUGGGUAAGACAUCAGUGGAGGAGUGGAGGAGCUGUGUGUGGGAGAGCCCAGCUCCCUGGGGAGAGCUGGCCACAGACAACGUCAUCCUGACGCUGCCAACUGCAGACCUGCAGGCCCUGGAGGAGCCCGAGCCGCUGCUCCGCCUCUGGGACGACAUGAUGCAGGCGAUCGCCAGGCUAGCAGCCCGGCCUUUCCCCUUCUGCCGUCCCGAGAGAAUCGUUGCUGACGUGCAGCUCUCAGCCGGCUGGAUGCACGCAGGCUACCCCAUCAUGUGCCACCUGCAGUCGGUGCCGGAGCUCCUUAGUGAGACAGGCAUAAGAAGCAGAGGUCUGUGGGGGCCCAUCCACGAGCUGGGCCACAACCAGCAGCAGCAUGGGUGGGAGUUCCCCCCCAACACCACGGAGGCCACUUGCAACCUCUGGUCCGUGUAUGUGCAUGAGACGGUCCUGGACAUCCCCAGGGCCCAGGCCCACCCAGCUCUGAGCUGUGCAGAACGAGAGAAGAGGAUCCAAGUGCACCUGGGCAAGGGAGCCCCCCUGCAUGACUGGAAUGUGUGGACAGCCCUGGAAACGUAUCUGCAGCUCCAGGAGGCCUUCGGGUGGGAGCCAUUCACCCAGCUCUUCGCUGAGUACCAGACCCUAUCUGGAGUCCCCAGUGACAAUGCUGGCAAGAUGAAUCUCUGGGUGAAGAAAUUCUCAGAAAAGGUGCAAAAAAAUCUGGUUCCUUUCUUUGAGGCCUGGGGCUGGCCUGUCAAGAAGGAAGUGGCUGUUAGCCUGGCCUGUCUGCCUCCAUGGCAGGAAAACCCCAUGCAGUUGUACCUUCAGACUAAAGUGUAAAAGACGUGCAGCAAGCAGGAGGUGGGGAGGAAUGAUGGCUCAGCCAGCCAUGCUACGGGGCCGAGGACCUUGGGCCUGAAUCCUGCUUCCUGCCCUGUCUUCAGGAAGGCAGCUAAGGUCAUAAGACAGAAUGGAACCAGCUUCUGUAGGAAAAUACUCCUGUGCUGCUUCUGCUGCCUGUCUGCUCAGGCUGCUGCUCUCACCAGGAGACGGGCCUCACCUGCCUCACCCGCCAGCAGAGGACUUUUCUUCUUGGCCUCUUGAGGUCCUGCAGGCCCUUGGCUUUUACUUUUGACCAAUAGUUCCAAAGACCAUGGGUUACCAGAGUGAUCUGAUAUCGUUCCCUCACCCCUGCUGGCCCUGAACAGGCUCUUGAUUUCUUAUGCUGUGAGAAGUUUUCUAAUAGCAAGAUAAACAGGCUGGUAUAGAGGAGAGAGCCCUGAACCAGUUUGGUUUUAUGAAAAAUCACUUACACUCUGUGCUUCUGUAUUCUUACCCAUAACAUGGGGAUAAAAUCUAGUGUUUGCUAAUGGUGACGUGUUUGUGCACCCCCCACAUGCAUACACAUGUGGGCAUUCUGUAGCUUUCACCAGGUCCCAUAGUAGCCUAUUGGCCCAGUUUAGUGUGGACAACUUGAAAACUGAAUCUCCCUUCAGAGCUGCCCACCUUGGAACUUGGCAUUGAGUCCUGUGCAAGAGUAUUUAAUGAUACCAGGGUUGUUCCCAGACACGGAGUCAGUGACAGCUGUUGAGAUCCCAGCCCAUCCUCUAUCCCUGCACUUGCCUGCAGAAGGAUUCUCGGGUACAACCUAACCCAAAGAACUAUGUAAACUCAAAAGAGGUGGUGUGAACUCAGACUGAAUGUCACAAAGCCACUGGGAUUUGGUCUUCUUGGUUAGUUCCAUCUUCUUGUACUUUUGUUUCAACCAAAGGGAAAAGUCACUUUAGCAACCCCUACAAAGUCCAUAAGCCUGUCUGUUCUUAGCAGAAAACAUGCAAAAACUGACUCUUCUGGUUGCCAUGGAAUCCAGACAUUGCCAGUUGCCAAUGGCAGCUGUGCUGGAGGUCCAUGCUCAUGACAUACUUCACUCUGGAGCAGGAUUACUGGGUGCAGCCGACCAAAUUAACCCACAGUCACCUCAUUAACGCACAACCCAGCCUCCCCUCAGCUUCCUCAUGAUCUCACUCCAACCCAUCCCAAACUCUUUAGGUAGGUGGAGUUCUGCUUGGAGACCUGCUUCCAGGAAGAAUGGGGUGUAUAGCUAGCCAUUUUUCUCUAGCUUGCUUUUAGACCAGACUUUUGUUGUUUUGCGUAUCAUUCCAUGGGCUUUAUUGUAAGUAGGGUGGCUCCUCAGGAGGACUGACCUAGGGAAUGUCUAUCUGAAUCCCAUCAGGACAUCAUCCUCCCAAUUCGGGGAUAGUUCCCUUUUAGUUCACUAGUGUCCUUUGCCAGGAGCUUUUCACAUGAAAGGUGCUCAAAAACUGUUUGUGCAUCGGAAGAAGAGUAGUGACACCUAACACAGAGUGAGCGGUCGGUAUGUCCCAGGCAGUGGGUGACCUAUUUUCUGUUAGUUUCUCAUGGAAUCUUCUCAACAGACCUCUGUUUGUGGGUACUGCUAGUAUCCCCAUUUCACAGAUGAGAAGACAGACACCUAGGGAUAUUAAAUAACUACUGAAACUACAGAUAACAAGGGGAAGAGUCAGGGCUGGACUGAAGCCCACAGUAAUGAUAAAGUUGAGCAGCUUACCAUCCGUGAAUGAUUUACAACUUAAAUAAAAAUUCACCUAUAAAA
Messenger RNA from Manis pentadactyla (Chinese pangolin), 4974 nucleotides. RefSeq names its product TRPM8 channel associated factor 2 (gene TCAF2). The record is from RefSeq and is a predicted model, not a curated record. The transcript has 8 exons. Gene Ontology annotation, biological process: negative regulation of anion channel activity. Bases 423 to 3182 code for a protein of 919 amino acids. NCBI's taxonomy places the organism in Eukaryota, Metazoa, Chordata, Mammalia, Pholidota, Manidae.